This is a messenger RNA of Pomacea canaliculata, 1805 nucleotides long. RefSeq names its product probable palmitoyltransferase ZDHHC12. NCBI's taxonomy places the organism in Eukaryota, Metazoa, Mollusca, Gastropoda, Architaenioglossa, Ampullariidae. The record is from RefSeq and is a predicted model, not a curated record. Gene Ontology annotation, biological process: protein targeting to membrane; peptidyl-L-cysteine S-palmitoylation. Gene Ontology annotation, cellular component: Golgi apparatus; endoplasmic reticulum. Gene Ontology annotation, molecular function: protein-cysteine S-palmitoyltransferase activity. The coding region runs from base 159 to 1022 and encodes 287 amino acids. The transcript has 6 exons.
AUGCAAUCACUCGUGCCAAGGGAAACAACUAUAGUAUUAUAAUGAAAAAGUCGUCUGCUAUUCCUUCUUAACGCCCUCACAAAUACAAAAUGGCCGCCCGUCUUUGCCCACAGACCAGCCUGGUUUGCCAGCCGUGUCUGUAAAGCAAGACACGAAGCAUGAAGUGUCCACCGUAUCAUCGGUGUGGGGCGAAGCUCUUUGUUCGUCUUACGCACACUGUGCUGUGCUUAGGCGUUCCAGCGUCGCUUUUAUCUAAGGAUACAAUUCUGGCACAUGCAUUGCUGCAUGGAGAAAACCUGGUUGUGGGCAUACUGUAUGUAGCACUGCUGGCCUUUUCUCUCAGCAUGUACUAUGCAGCUUGUUUUGUUGACCCAGGUUACCUGCCAGUGGUGAAGAAGAGACCUGUCAAACUCACAGCCACCAGCAGUACUGAGGCAGCAGACUCAGAUGAGGAAGGGUCAACUAUGCUGAAGUUUCAGACAUCUGAAGGAGACUUUAAGUACCGUCAGUGUGACUUUUGUGAAAUUCAGCAACCAAUGCGGACCAAGCACUGUGAGGAUUGUGGAAAAUGUGUCCGCAAAUAUGACCAUCAUUGCCCUUGGCUGGAGGCGUGCAUAGGGGAGCGCAACCACAAGUUCUUUUGGCUUUUCCUCUUGGCUACCUCUGCACUUACACCAUGGACAUUAUACAUGACUUGGAACGGGAUUGAAUACCAACCACAGUGGGGAGACUGGAUCAAGACAAAUAUUCUACUCAUGAUAAAUAUUUUGAUUGAAGUGGCAGGCGGCUUCAUUGUGGUGGGUCUCUUGAGCUUCCACACCUUCCUAAUGCUGCGGGGGCUGACAACAUGGGAAGCAGCCUCUCGAGAACGGAUCACCUACCUGAAAUACCUAGAUGAGAAUUACAACCCUUUUAAUGAGGGUCUCUGCAAGAACACUUUUUACUUUUUGUGUUCAUUCCAUAGUCGCAAGUGGGAGGGUGUAUACACUAAACAUGCUCAGAUCAACAGCUCUGUUGCUUGACACUUUGAUUAUCAUGUAUUCAAAACAAAAAUCAAAAAAACACUGCUGUUUGUAGCUAUGUUUCAAAAACUGUUUUGAGAUGAUGAAACUGAGCCGUAAGUGAAGUAUGACACAAUACACUUGUAGGGUUUGAUUUCUUUAAUAACAAAGACUUGGAAAAAAGUAAAAUUAAUGUAUUAUACAUAGAUGACCUUUAUCAGCUUUCACAUAAUGGCAUGUUUUAGAAUAGUAUUAAAUAUUUUUUAUAUUUCUUUCUAAGAAGCACGAGAGAUCAGAAAAAGGAAACUUUUAGAAAUGGAAUACAUUUAGAUGUACAUAGGUGAAUCACUUGGGCAGUUUACUGUCAUACAUGAGGACGCAGAAUCUGACGGUAAAGAUUAUUUUUGUGAAAGGUGUGUGGUUCGUUCUGUAUAAAUGGUUAUAGAGUGGUUAACAAGAGGACUUGUAGUUCUGUUAAAUGUGCAGCUAAUUUUUGUCACCUAUAUAUAUAUAGAGAUAUAUUUCCCUUCAAAAUAUGUCAAAAUGUUCCAAACUGAUAAUUGUUUUUAACAGAAGCAACAGUGCAUUGCAGCUGUAGCAUAAUAUAUUUGAAGUAUGACAUUUUGCUUUGUUGCUAUUCAUAACUGAAUAUUUGUGAGAUAUCAUAACAGUGACCUGAUGCGUUAUGAAAUGCAGUUUUCUUUGCCAUGGAGAUCAAAUGACAUAGAAGUUAGAGCUCAGUGUUAAAGAGCAAUGUAUCAUUAAUUGUUGUAUUGUUAUGAAGUAAAUUAUUUGACUCAUGCA